AUGAGUCACCAGACAGACAUCUUCUCCAUGUCCUGUGGACAGAUGAGGGCCCAAGGCCUCAGAUUGCAGAGCAUCUACCCCCAGCUGUUGGAGAUGGUGCUGCGCUUACAGAAGGCCAUAGAGGAGCACUUCCUGCAGGUGAGAAGCAGGCACAAGCAGCAGGACCUGGUGCUGGAGGAGCAGAGGCUGAGACUGGAGCAGAGGCGCAGUGAGGCCAUUCAAGAGCAGGAAGCCCUGGUGGCUCGUUUAAUGAGUCAGCUGGCCAACGUCCUACAGUCUGGGUCCUGGAAUGACCCGGGACUCCAACUACUUCUACCCUCCAUGGACACUAGGGGUAAUGCUGGAAGUGGGCAGGGAGCCCAAUCAGCCAGAAAACCUGACCAGCUACUUCCCCUGCUGAGAGAGUGGCAAACUGCAUCUGUCAUCCCUGUCCUCUCCAAUCGUGGGGAAGAUAUCUCUGAUUUAUACCAUAUGAGCUUCCAAGACCAUAUUGCCAACCAAGGAGAUAAAUACCAUGAGGAUAUGAACAUCUCGGGCAUCAUUAACCUUAGUACCAGUGAGAACAAGCUCUGCACUGACCUGAUGGCUGAAAGGUUGAGUUGGAGUGACAUGAACUACAUUGAGGAUGACUUGCUACAGUACCCUGAUGGGAGAGGGCAGCCAUUCCUACGGGAAGAAGUGGCCCGGUUCCUGACCUACUACUGCAAAGCACCUGCUCCCCUUGAUCCAGAAAAUGUGGUGGUUCUAAAUGGCUGCUGUUCUGUCUUCUCUGCACUGGCCAUGGUUCUAUGUGAUGUAGGAGAGGCCUUUCUGAUUCCCACCCCCUUCUAUGGUGGUCUUGGCUUUAGUUCCCGCCUGUAUGCGAAAGUUGAGCUGGUUUUUGUCUACCUGGACGGUGAGAUCACUGGUGGGAACACACAACCUUUCCAGCUCACUGUGGACAAGCUGGAACAAGGUCUGCAUGAAGCUAGGCUUAAGAGGAAAAAUGUCAGAGGCCUCGUGCUAAUCAACCCUCAGAAUCCUCUUGGUGACAUCUAUUCCCGAGACUCAAUGAAGGAAUACUUGGAAUUUGCCAAGAGGCAUAAUCUACAUGUGAUCAUAGAUGAGAUUUACAUGCUAUCUGUGUUUGAUAAAUCCACCACAUUCCACAGUGUCCUGAGUAUGGAAAGUUUGCCUGACCCCAACAGAACCCAUGUGAUCUGGGGUACCAGCAAGGAUUUUGGCAUCUCUGGCUUCUGCUUUGGCACUCUGUACACCCAUAGCAGGGAAGUGGCCACUGCAGUGAGUGCUUUUGGCCACCUGCACAGCAUCUCUGGCAGCACCCAGUAUAAGCUAUGUCGGCUGCUCCAGGAUAGAGAUUGGAUUGACAAAGUGUAUCUGCCUACUAAUUGCUCCCGGCUCCAGGAAGCUCACAAGUAUAUCACAGACAAGUUGAAGGCCAUGGAGAUCCCCUUUCUCAAUCGUGGCUCUGGUCUCUGUGUCUGGAUCAACUUGAGGAAGUACCUGGACCCAUGCACAUUUGAGGAAGAACUAGUCCUCCAUCAGCGCUUCCUAGAUAACAAGGUGAUGUUGUCUGGUGGCAAGUCUUACAUGUGUAAGGAGCCAGGCUGGUUCUGCCUUGUCUUUGCGGAUAAGCCCCGCCGGCUGAAACUGGCCAUGCGUCGGUUCCAUGAAGCACUCCAAGAACAGAAGGAGGAGUUGAUCACGGCACUCUUAGAGGAUGCACAGAAGGAAUAG
Messenger RNA from Orycteropus afer afer, 1737 nucleotides. It is a transcript of the gene ACCSL, whose product is annotated as 1-aminocyclopropane-1-carboxylate synthase homolog (inactive) like. Gene Ontology annotation, molecular function: transaminase activity; pyridoxal phosphate binding. Gene Ontology annotation, biological process: amino acid metabolic process; biosynthetic process. Lineage: Eukaryota; Metazoa; Chordata; Mammalia; Tubulidentata; Orycteropodidae. The transcript has 14 exons. The record is from RefSeq and is a predicted model, not a curated record. The coding region runs from base 1 to 1737 and encodes 578 amino acids.